Molecule: messenger RNA, 623 nt
Organism: Hippocampus comes (tiger tail seahorse)
Lineage: Eukaryota; Metazoa; Chordata; Actinopteri; Syngnathiformes; Syngnathidae
Product: beta-galactosidase-1-like protein 2
Exons: 4
Coding region: 187-606 (139 amino acids)
Biological process (GO): carbohydrate metabolic process
Molecular function (GO): hydrolase activity, hydrolyzing O-glycosyl compounds
Source: RefSeq, a predicted model, not a curated record
UUUUUUUUUGAGACAAGUAUGACCAAAUGCUCAAAAUCCAUAACAGGGACCGCGGACGUUAAGUUUAUUGGUGGAAAACUGUGGACGAGUUCACCGUGGAAGGGACCUUGACAAGCAACGUAAAGGUGUUUGCUCGACAAAAUGUAAGAUGUUGUUCUGCCGGUUGUAAUGUAGAAGCCAAUUUGAAUGUGCAUUCUUGCAGGUCUUGUAGGGGACAUUUUGCUAAACAAUAUUCCACUCCGGGAGUUCACAAUAUACAGCCUGGAAAUGAAACCCAGCUUUAUUUAUAAUCUCUAUCAGGCUCCUUGGAAAACUCUUGCGGAAAAUCCCAGCUUCCCUUCUUUUUUCAUGGGCCAGCUCUUUCUGUAUAAGUAUCCCAGCGAUACCUUUGUGAAACUGCCGGGCUGGCAGAAGGGUGUUGUGUUUAUCAACGGGAUAAACUUGGGACGCUACUGGUCAAUUGGACCCCAGCAGACUCUUUACCUCCCCGGUCCAUUUCUCAACAGGGGAAUCAAUCAGAUCAUUGUGUUUGAGGAGCAAGAAGGUGACUACAAGGUCAACUUUGAGGACAUGGCAGAUCUUGGCAUGGCAGCUGACAUUCAGUGACUUUCAUCAUCUCCUGU